This is a messenger RNA of Trichobilharzia regenti, 3227 nucleotides long. The record is from the annotation of a GenBank genome assembly. Lineage: Eukaryota; Metazoa; Platyhelminthes; Trematoda; Strigeidida; Schistosomatidae.
AUGAGAGCAGUUAUGUUGGCGAUAUCCACUGAUACACGACGAAGUGAUUGUAAUUUAAUAGUUUUCAUGAGCUCAGGUGGGGGAAAGAAGUCUCGUAAAGGUCGGAAACAUCAGCAAAGCAGUGGUCCAUCUGGUGUUCAAGAGGGCAUGGAUCGUGAUGACCGUUCGUCAAAUGCCACACGUGAAGGGCCCUCCUUGUCUACAUCAGUGUCUCCGGGUCCGUCUAGUGGUUUGGAUGUUUCGUCUUCUUCGAAGGAAGCAAUAGUUCCUUCAGAAACCGCACGUCAGAAGAAAAGUCAUCCGAAAUUGGUGUCAACAUCUCCACUUUCGGAAGAAGUUUCUAAACUGAGUUUGACUAAUGUGUCUAUUCCCAGCAGACCAGACAAAGGCGGUAAGGAGGGGAAACCGACAACUGUCACUGUGAACUGUUGGGAUUUCUCUGUUCAACCGAAGGUUCUUUACAUGUACCGUGCAGAGGUUAACAAAGUGUCUCGUAUCAAUGAUAAAGAUGCAGUAAAGUGUGAAAUACGAAUGUCUCCGAAAGAUAAACGUGAUUUAAUUUCACACAUUACUCAGAAACUACCUAAAAUGAUAGUUUAUGAUGGGGGCCAUGAUAUAUAUUCCUUGGAGCGCCUACCUGGAAUAACCACAGAUCCAGUGAAGAAAGAAAAAGACAACCUCACAAAACAGAACAUGAGCUCAGGCGGGGGAAAGAAGUCUCGUAAAGGUCGGAAACAUCAGCAAAGCAGUGGGCCCUCCUUGUCUACAUCAGUGUCUCCGGGUCCGUCUAGUGGUUUGGAUGUUUCGUCUUCUUCGAAGGAAGCAAUAGUUCCUUCAGAAACCGCACGUCAGAAGAAAAGUCAUCCGAAAUUGGUGUCAACAUCUCCACUUUCGGAAGAAGUUUCUAAACUGAGUUUGACUAAUGUGUCUAUUCCCAGCAGACCAGACAAAGGCGGUAAGGAGGGGAAACCGACAACUGUCACUGUGAACUGUUGGGAUUUCUUUGUUCAACCGAAGGUUCUUUACAUGUACCGUGCAGAGGUUAACAAAGUGUCUCGUAUCAAUGAUAAAGAUGCAGUAAAGUGUGAAAUACGAAUGUCUCCGAAAGAUAAACGUGAUUUAAUUUCACACAUUACUCAGAAACUACCUAAAAUGAUAGUUUAUGAUGGGGGCCAUGAUAUAUAUUCCUUGGAGCGCCUACCUGGAGUUACCACAGAUCCAGUGAAGAAAGAAGUGAGUAUCAGUGAUCCAUUGGGUCGUGGUAAUCUCCUCCUGGAGUACCAAAUAAUGGAAGUGAAGAAAGUAUCAACUGACGAUGUCUAUGAGUAUGUACGUAACCCUAAAGCUACGUCGCUGAACAUUCCACAAGAAUCUAUAAGAUUAUUGGACUGUAUUUUGAAAACUGUGUCCAAACAGUCCUUUGUAUCCCUUGGACGUGCCGCCCUAUUUCAAGAAGAGCCAAUUAAGGUGGUCUCAGAGAAACUUUUCUCUAUCCACAAAGGUUUUAUCAGCAGCGUAAGACCACAGUGGAAGGUUCGUGUCAACUUGGACAUGACUUGUAAAGCUUUCUUUGUAUCAGGAAAUCUUGCGGAUGUUAUGUACGAGAAAUACGGAGAUAAUAUGGUGAAAUAUAGUAAGGAAAUGGCGUUCGACUUGCGGAGGAUACGAGUAGAAACUGACAAAUUCUACAAAAGCGAUAAUGGGAGUGUGUACUCUCGACGCUUCACAGUGCAUGGGAUAUCAUCAUCACCAGCCGAUAAAUUGAUGAUUGAUGAGUUAAAGCAAUCAGUGGCGGAAUAUUUCAAGGAACAUCAUCAUAUCGUUCUGAAGUAUCCGUACCUUCCUUGUGUUAAGGUGGAUCAAAAGCGUGACGUGUAUAUCCCUAUGGAGUUGUUGAACAUUUUACCAUAUCAGUCUCCUAAUGCUAGUAAAGCGGAUGUAGCUAGUGAAGUGAUCCGGUGUGCGGCAGUUCGACCAGCCGAACGUUUCCGGGAGCUUCAAAAUUUCGUUAAUAAUAUGUUCAAAUCACACCCACUGAUUAAACAAUUCAGUUUGUCAAUCCAACCGAAGCCAGCAGAAAUUAAGGCACGUGUUAUCCAACCGCCAACUGCUGACUUUGGUCGUUCAGGUGUGCGGCCUCUCAAGGCGGGUAGUUUCAACUCACCCGGUUUUCAUGACCCUGCGGGAAAAGAAAGGGAAUUGAUGUGGGCUAUACUUAGUGUUCCGCCUAAUAAGUUGGCCCAGGGUAAUGCACAAAAGGCGAUAGCGGAAUUGCUGAAAGCUGCCAAACGCUUCGGUGUUCGUUUAAGCCCUUGUCCGAUAGUGUCACAUUGCCCGAAAAGAGAACUUAACAGAAAGUUUGAGGAGUUCUCCAAACAAGGGUGCGCGUUUCUACUGCUUAUCCUUUAUGAUGAGCAGUGCUAUUCGGAAAUCAAACGUCUCAGUGACCUACAAAUGGGGAUUCGCACCCAAUGUGUACGAAGUCGUACUUUGAGCAAACCAAACGUAUUCCCGAACCUGCUGCUCAAGCUGAAUGGCAAACUCGGUGGUGUUAAUUGGCGAAUACCAGGCCUGAUUAAAAGCAGUGAGGAACUGAUAAUGGUGUUCGGUGCUGACGUCACUCAUCCGGCGCCCACCCAAAUUCAGCAAAUUCGGAAGUCAGUAGCUGCUGUUAUCGGCAGUGUGUCACCUGAUCUGAUGAGAUACGCGGUAGUCGUCCGACAACAGGCAACGACAGAGAAGGGCAAUAAGGCGACAAGAGAAAUAAUUGACGAUAUGCGUCUCACGGUUAAAGAAUUACUUCAGCUUUACUUGAGAAAUACAAAUGGACGUUUUCCAACACGAAUGAUAUUCUACCGUGAUGGUGUUUCGGAAGGUCAGUUCGAAAAUGUGUUAGUGGAGGAGUUAGCUGCCAUUCAGAGAGCCUGUGCAGAUAUUCGUCCCGGUGUAGAGCCUGCUAUCACUUAUAUUGUUGUGCAAAAACGUCAUCAUAUUCGACUGAAACCAUUUGACUCCAGGGCGAGGAACGUUGAGCCGGGAACGGUGGUUGACACAGACAUCACACAUCCCAGGGAAUUUGACUUCUACCUCUGCUCUCAAGAAGGGAUACAGGGUACAUCGAAACCUGCUCAUUACCACGUUUUGUACGAUGACAGUAAUUGGACAUCGGAUGCGUUGCAAAUGUUCACCUACUACUUAUGCUACGGGUAUAUGAGGUGUUGUCGUAG